UCUCAAAACCAAGCAGGCGGGAAGAGACAGCGGCGGAGUUUUCAGAUAAAGAUUUGAAUUUGAAGUUUGAACGUCGCCCCCCUCCCCUCCCUCAUUCUUUAUUUUUUCAAAACGGUAACCCAAUCCAAUCAGACACACCACACACAAAUCGCGGAAACCCUCUUUCCAUACUGAGUGACCUCACCUCACUCUCUACCUACUGCUACCUCUACCUCAUAAACCUACAAAUUUUUUCCCUAUACGUAUACCAUUACACUCAUAUACCCAAAUCGUUCAUCUUCCCCAGAUUCAAGAAUCCGGGUCCAAAAGAAGAAAUAAGUUUUUCUUCUUUUGGGUUUGGGGCAAUUCUUGAGUUUUUUUCUCUGUUAUUCGUCAAGGAUUUCAACGGUCGGUGUAGCAGGAGUGGAGGGCGGGUUCAAAGAACAGAGCACAGGGAAGGCCAGAGGUUCAUUUUGUCUGCAAAAGGUGAGCAAUGGGAAGGAGUCUUAGUCCAAUACUUAGGAGGGAGCUGGAGAAUCUGGACAAGGAUGCUGAUAGUAGGAAAUCAGCAAUGAAAGCAUUGAAAUCAUAUGUGAAAGAGUUGGAUUCCAAGGCAAUUCCUCUUUUUCUUGCUCAGGUUUCUGAGACCAAGGAGGCUGGUGCAUCAUCUGGUGAAUAUACUAUAUCACUCUAUGAGGUUCUUGCUCGGGUCCAUGGACCGAAAAUUGUACCUCAGAUAGAUAACAUAAUGUCCACCAUCAUCAAGACCUUGACAUCUAGUGCAGGCUCCUUUCCUCUUCACCAAGCUUGCUCAAAAGUUGUUCCAGCUAUUGCAAGGUACGGGAUGGAUCCUACAACGCCAGAGGAGAAGAAGAGGUUCAUCAUUCACUCCCUUGCUAAGCCACUUUCAGAUUGCCUUUUGGGUAGUCAGGAGAGCCUAUCUUCUGGGGCUGCCCUAUGCCUGAAGGCUCUUGUAGACUCUGAUAAUUGGCGGGUUGCUUCAAAUGAGAUGGUGAAUGAGGUCUGUCAGUGUGUUACUGGGGCCUUGGAGAAGCAUUCACAGACCAAUAACCACAUGGCCUUGGUCACUUCCUUGGCUAAACACAAUAGCUUGAUUGUUGAAGCUUAUGCAAGAUUGUUGAUACAAUCUGGAUUGAGCAUUUUGGGAUGUGUAAACGGAGAAGGAAAUUCUCAGAAACGUUUGUCUGCUGUUCAUAUGGUUAAUUCCCUGAUGAGGUAUCUGGAUCCCAGAAGCAUAUUGUCUGAGAUGAAAAUAGUGAUCGAGGAGAUGGAAAUAUGCCAGUCUGACAAGAUGCCUUAUGUUAGAGGGGCUGCAUUUGAGGCACUGCAAAUGGCUAAAAGAAUUUGCUCUGAGAAAGGCAUAAAACUCGAGAAUGAUGUGGAUUCAGUCACUGGCUCCAAUUUCGACAGUAGAGGGUAUACCAGGAGAAAUAUGUUUGAUUCACCUUUAACUGCAUCACCCGAAUCUCAAACCGUUGAUUCAUUUCAAGGGUUUAAUUCCUUCCUUGACUCACCACUUUCAACCAAUCAAACCUCUCGGUAUCUGAGUGAUGGUCGAAGGAGUGUGAACAGGAAACUUUGGAAAAGGCAUGAAAAUGGUUUAGAUGUGUCUCUUAAAGACGGCAUCUUUUCUGAAGUUACAAGUAGAAGUGGCAUCCAGAACUCUGUGCAUGAUGAGUUUACUAAUAACGGUGAAGAUUAUAGAGACAGAUUUGCAGGGUUUUUCCCAGGAAGCGGGCGAAAUGGGUUUGUAAGGAGUGCAACUCCAAGUCCUCAGAGGUCUCGCUCUCAUGUUACCCCUGACAAUGUAGCCAUCUUCUCAACUCCAAGAAAACUCAUCCAUUCACUCCAGGAUGUACACAACAACAGCCCAGAUUUCUCUGAAAAGAAAACCCGAAGAUACAGGAGCCUUUCUGCAUGUGAAUUCGAUUGGAGUCCAGCGAGGUACAGAGAAAGCAGCCUACUCAAUGGCAAGACCAUGAACAACGGGGACGAGAAGUUUUCUGAUGAAAGCGAGCAACUUAAUCAUCAAACCUCAGAGUCGGUAUCUUCUGCAGAAGGCGUGUCUGCUGAUACUGAACUUGAAGGCAUCAGAAACAACACCCGGGAGACAGUAAAGUCUAGAGGUUUCUGUCUUAAACACCCCCAGAAAUUUAUGUGCAGAACGAUUUGCUGUCUCUUAAUUGUUGUGCUGGCGGUUUUCAUGUUCUUGUGGAAUGACAGUCAAGGCCAAGGAUACAACCUUGUUCCUACCUAAGUAUGAUGUGGUAUCUGCAAGGCUUAGAAUUUAACUACUAAUAGGUAGUAGUACUGUAGUAGUAGUUAAAUGAAGUGUGUAUCUUUCUUUCUGUUUCAAGAUUUCUACAUAAUUAGAGGUAGAAUCUGAUGUAUACUUGGUUAGAACCUGGCAAUUGUUAUGUUCAUUGAGAAAUGUAUGAUUAUCAUGAUCUGUUGUUUCUUCA
Ipomoea nil (Japanese morning glory) is the source of this 2462-nucleotide messenger RNA. RefSeq lists its product as uncharacterized. The transcript is spliced from 3 exons. The record is from RefSeq and is a predicted model, not a curated record. Gene Ontology annotation, molecular function: microtubule binding. Gene Ontology annotation, cellular component: microtubule. Lineage: Eukaryota; Viridiplantae; Streptophyta; Magnoliopsida; Solanales; Convolvulaceae. The coding region runs from base 473 to 2257 and encodes 594 amino acids.